UCAACAACAACACCAACAACAACAACCUCAACAAAUCCACCAACAACAACAACACCAACAACGUCAACAACAACGUCAAUAGUUCCAACAAAAAAUCCCACUACACAGACAAGUUCACACCCAGCAAACAAGCAAAUGCUUCCUGGUUUGGUGAUUGGAACAGUCGUCGUCCUCCUCCUCCUCCUCCUCGUCUUCGUCUGCUUUCUUUGGAGACGUAGGUCUAAGAGACGAGGAACUGAAGAGAAAGCACCAGUGUAUGAGGAGAUACAGGUCAGCUCAGUGUGUCAGCCUUCAAAUGAAAGCUCCAAAGGAAUUACAAAUACAUACUGCAUGGUGACUUUUCCAGGCAGAUCAAACCAGGAACACAUUCAACCAUCCAUGAACUUCAGACAACAGCAAACAACACUGCCUGUUGAGUGUCCGUACUCCCUGAUCGUCAGCACUUCACUUGAUGGAGAUAAUAAAGGUUCGUCGCAGCUGACUGACAACACGUAUUACUCACUGGAGUAAUACGCUGGAAACAACAGCGACCAAUAUGUAUAGUUUUACCCUCCUACACCUGUUUGACCUAAACCACCUGUGAUUAGGUGAAAACUUGCUGAGUUGUCUAAAGGAUUUUUACACUGAUAAAAACUGACACAGAUUUUUUUAUGUGCCGUUUGUUAUUCUUUUUUUUUUUUUUAACAAAUAAUUAAAGAGCUAAAUGACCAAAACUUCUUAUUUUAAUCUAUGAUGCUUCAUGACUCUAAAUGUAUUUAAGUUAGACAUAAAUGUGAUGAUAGCAGCGUCUGUCGCCAGCUGCUGAGAACAGACUCACACUGUAAGUGUUUGCAGAAAUAAGCUGAGCAGUUUAUGUAAAUUCAAGCAGAGGAAGGACAGAUGAGGACAGAUGAGGACAGGCGAUGACUCUACAGCCUCCUUACCUACUUCUUAUAAUAUUAACUAAUACUAAUGAAAUAAGAACCACAUUAUGAGAUUAUCAGAAUAAUGCGGUGCCACUAUAGUUUGCACAGGAGCUUGUCAGUGAACACCAGACACACAUUAAAGCAGUGGGCGUUUUUGUUGGCUGUGUCAUUUCUCAACAGAGGUGUCACAAUAAAAAGGUUUCCUGUUGCAGUUUGGUUAAGCUGAGCAGCUUUUAGAGUUUUAGAGUCACUUAGUUCCGGUUUAUUUCUUAUUUCUUCUGCUGAGGCAACAUGCUGUUUGCGCACUUUGAUCUCCACGCUAUUAUCGAACAUGUGCUCAGAUGUCGUGUUCGACAUUUUGGAUCAUGAAUCGUUUCAUUGUCCGGAUGACAGAGAACAGCUGCCCGUUGGCCUCCGGUCCGGGCUGUGACCUGAUGAUCUGUAGCUGUGAGCUACUUCAUCUCACCUGCCGUUUAAAUGAACAAUACCGUGUUUAUACUGGUGAUUUUCAUAAUGCGCCUGCAUGUUCCAGUUUGAUCUACUGGUACCUGUUCCACUGUGAGUGGGAGAGUCCGACGCUCCAGCCUCUCCCUCCUCUCUUGUGUUCCCGGUGUUUCACCUCCGUAGUGUUUCUCGUGUGUCCGUUGUCUGUUUUCCUGUCCUCGUGAGUCUGGGCCUGGGCGUGGCUGACCUACUUCGGGAUUCCCGCCAGUUCUCCUGCUCGCCUGUACCCGGUCCAUCAGUCAACCACGCCCCUUACCUGCAGUUAACCAGCCGGAUUGUCGCUAAACUCCUGUGGUAACGUGUGACUGGUUAAAGUCCUGCUCUGUCUCAGGUUCACCUGCACCUGUCUCUCAGUGCCGCUGCCCUGGUUCACCUGGAUCACCUGGUUUGCUGCUCCCUUACUUCACCUCACCUGUUUCCUCUGUUGCCUUUAUUUAUCUGAGCUGAUCAUUUCAAUAAUCAAACUAUAUAAAUGACUCAGCACAUUUUAAACAACACCUCAAAAACACAAGGUGAAUAAAAGACAAUGAAACAGUUUCACUCAGGAGUUCGGUGCAUUGUGGACCGGGUGCUAGUCGCCCACGCGACCUGGGCCCGGACCCAGAAAAGCGGCAGACGAUGACACGACAUUAUCUUAUGUUAAAGCACGAACAUCUUCAGGUGUAAAGCUGAGUUCUGUGGUCUCACUCUCACUCUCUGAACAGGAUGUGGUGGGAUCUCAGCAGUCUCUGCCGAGUCACGCUCUGGAUUUCUGUUGAAACCCACACAAGAUGUUUGUGGUCUGCUGUGAUCAGAGCCCCACAGUGGUCCGGUUUUCAGUCCCAGAGGAUCACCACGUCUGUCUGCAGUGUGACUCUGACACGUCUCAUGUGAUCUGGACUCGUCAGGACAGGCAGGUCCUGGUGACCAAACAGGGCAGCCACGAGACCAACGAGGACCGCCACCGCUACCUCCUGCUGUCUGACGGAGGCCUCUGCCUCCUGCAGCUCGAGGACUCUGAUAACGGGGAGUAUCGCUGUAACCAGCGGCUGGUGGCCGAGGUCCAGGUGUUGACAGGUCAUGACUUCCUGGUGUCUGCAGGUCGGACCCUGCUCCUUCCCUGCAGCCAGUCCUCCAAACCCAAACAGAGGUGGUUUCACCGGAGGACAGGAGGGAGGCGGGAGGCCAUCUUCACCCGCUUCAGAAACGGUACGGAGAAACCAGAGAGGGAGGGGGGCCGGCUCAGCUUCAAGAACAAUGCCCUGCAGAUCCAGGACCUGCAGCCAGAGGACGCUGGGGAGUAUCAGUGUAACGGGGAGCUGCGGGGCAGAGUCUCCGUCCUCACAGUGAACCCGGAGCUGACCAGCAUCCAGGCAUCCAGCAGCACCAACAUCUGUCCAACAUCUGCUGCAGUGAGAACAGAUGUGGUUGAAAUAAACAAAAAGGAGAAGAAGAGAACUGAGAACGCUCUGUUGAUGGUUGCCGUCGUUGGUUUGGGGUUAGUGAUCGUCCUCAUGAGCGCCAUCUGUGUUUUACUGACCAGCAUGAAGUGCAGGAGGAAGAAGAAGAACGGAUACGCAGCAGCACAGAGACAUGAAGACACAGAGCUGCAGCCGUGGAAGACGUCCAGCGGACCAGCAGAGUCUGAGGCGUUAGAGAGUCCGUCCCCACUGGAGGAGACGAUCCACUACGCCUCUCUGGGCCGACAGAACUGGAAGGAGAGACCCUGCAGGACUCCACCGGACCAAGACCAGCACCAUGUUAUCUACUCUUGUGUCAUCACCAGACCUGAGGAGAAAUAGAUUCUGAACACAGAGAUUUGAAUUUGCUCUAAGUCCAAACGCAUCAUUACUCUCAGCUGCUUUGCCUUGUUAGCUGCUUCCAACACUCUGGGUGAGGUGUUGUGUUGCUGUGGUGUUGACUUUGUUACACAAGUACAGAUCCUUCAUCGGCUCAAGAAAGAUUUCUAAUCUAAUCAAACUGAUCGAUCCUUCUGUUAUGAAACUGACUGAUGAUGAUGUGUUUGCAUACAAAAGAAAAGACUCCACAUAAGGAGAACACAGUAAAUAUCAGUUUAUUGAAAAGAAAAGCCACUGAUUGGUAAAUAUGCAGGACAAACACAGUAACAAGUGAUGCACGUCACAGGUGUGUCAUCAGUGUUUGGUGAGCAGAGACAGUAUUUCACUCUUCACUCAUCUCAGACUAUAAUACUUUAAAUGUAUUAUAGUCUGAGAUGAUAAAUAAAAUAU
Molecule: messenger RNA, 3637 nt
Organism: Toxotes jaculatrix (banded archerfish)
Lineage: Eukaryota; Metazoa; Chordata; Actinopteri; Toxotidae
Exons: 14
Coding region: 2180-3190 (336 amino acids)
Source: RefSeq, a predicted model, not a curated record